GAGAAAAGCCAAAUUGGCUAUUCCCUCACUCACCCUCUCCCAUUAUUUCGGCCAAAGAGACCCAAGAGAGAAGGAUAACUCUUGCAACCUCAUCCUCCAUAGCCAAGAACUGAACUCAAGCUUAAGGAGUCCAAAGAAGGGGUUUUUAAGAAGGGAAAAGUUGGGAGGAAGUGUGAAAGAUUAAGGACCUUGCUAGGAACUUGAUUAGAGUGUUUUUGAGCUUCGCCGGAGUUUCACCGGAGUUGGUCAAAGUUCGCCGGAGCUGGUCAAAGUUCACCGGAAUUAGUCAAAGAUCGAUCGAGAAGCGUAGAACACGCUUAAGCUCACUUAAGUUUCAGGUAGAACUUGAAGGUUGCUACCAACGACGUUGCUCUCGGGAGGAUCCAAGGAAGGGGAGGCGCGAAAUGGAGCCAAUUGGAAGGAUCACUAGGAGGAACCCGACGGGCCGUGUACCGGGUGGGUCCGAACGCGGCAGCCGGGGGUCGACUAGGGUGUCAAGGGGAAGGGGCCGUGGAGGCCAACAACAAACCGUGAGCGAUGGCCACGUGGACACCGAAAGUGAGACUUAUUGGUCCUAUGAGGACUCAACCUAUAGGCCGGAAACCGAGCCAGUGGAAACCCCAUAUGAUGGGGAGGAUGAUGAUGUGAGUGGAGAGAGUGAAGACGAUGGCACUCUCGGGAGAAUCGAGGCGCUGCUCCAACAAUACCACCGGGAGCGCGAAGAGAGAAGACAACGCCGAAGGCGCCGAGCGGGGCAACCUUCGGGCAUGGCUUCGAGAGGAGGAAGCCAAGGUGCUUCUAGGGUCCAUGUUGAACCACAUGGAGGCCAAAAUACGGGAGGUCCAACCAUAAGGAUCUCCAAAUUUAUCAAAGAAGCGCGAGAUUUGGGAUGUAAACCGUUUGAUGGAACGGGAGACAUCUCUGUUGCAGCCGAAUGGAUCAAAAGAUUCAACGAAGCGGCCCUUGACAUGCAGCUGCCACCCAACAUGAAACUGAGGGUGGCAACAAGAUUGCUCGAAGGCAUGGCGUCCACGUGGUGGGACGGAGUCAAAGGAAAAUACGGCGAGGCCGUCACUUGGGAGAACUUUCGGCAGGAGUUCUUCAACCAAUACUACUCCGACUUCGAAGUAAACAUGAAGAGGAGGGAGUAUACGAACUUGAUACAAGGAGGUGCAUGUACGGUGAAGGAACUUGAGCACAAGUUCAGAAAGCUUGCCGAAUUCAUACCGGAGUACAUAUGUGAUGAGAACCGGAUGGUGAAUCACUUCUGGGAUGCCUUGGACCUUGACAUACGCGAGAGGGCAACACAAUUGCCUAAUAUGACGUUUAGUCAAGUGGUUGAACAAGGCCUGAAAGGAGAGAAGGAGUGGGAGGAAAGAAAGCGAAGGAACGCCGAGGAGGCGAAGAAGAGGAAGUGGGAAAGCCAUGGCCCCCAAGGUUCUAACAAAAAGGGGAACCACGGGGGAGGGGGAUCGUUCAGAGCACCGGCACCGCCAUCCAAGGGAAACCCGGCUUUCGGCGGGCACAACUCGGGCUCACAAGCCUUAACGGCGCCCAGGUGCCGAAAUUGCAACAGGAGCCACGCCGGUAAGUGUCGUGACCCUCCUCGGUGCUACCAAUGUGGAGACACGGGGCAUAUUAAACCAAAUUGCCCUCAACUUGGUGGGAACCGGGGGGCGGGAUCAAGCGGCGCUACUACGGCAAGUAGGAGUCGGACCGGAGCACCCCAUGCUAGUACGGGGCAAGGGGGAACGAGCACCAGCAAUGCGCCGUCCGUGAAUCAAGGAAGGACGCAAGCUAGAGUCUACGCAAUGACCGAGGCCGAUGCUCGGGCUGAUCCCGACUCCGUCGCAGUUUCAGGUAGAACUUGAAGGUUGCUACCAACGACGUUGCUCUCGGGAGGAUCCAUGGAUAAUAUUUUUAAAUAUUUAUUUGGGGGCUUGUAUGCCCAUGUUUGCCAAGGUGUGGUAUGAAUACUCGUAUUGAAUGUUUCCGCUGCUAUGAAUGAAUAUUUUACAUUAUGUUUGUUUAUGGAUGUACUAUGUGUGAAUGAUAUUCCAGACGCCUUGUAUAGUAUGGAUGUGUUGGACUGCGGUUGACUAUUCGUACUGUACGGCGGAUUGUUUACGUGUCCGGUUAGGUCCGGGGCGUGACAGCAAAGGUUGGAUUAUUCAUGAAUAAUCAAAAGGUGGGACUAUUGUAAGAA
This is a messenger RNA of Cuscuta epithymum, 2206 nucleotides long. The record is from the annotation of a GenBank genome assembly. NCBI's taxonomy places the organism in Eukaryota, Viridiplantae, Streptophyta, Magnoliopsida, Solanales, Convolvulaceae.